UGCUUCGCCUGGGAGGGGCUGCCGGCUCAGUCCGACAGCUGCUUCCUGCUCCGACAGCCUACCCGCUCCCGGACGCUCGCUCAUUCCGCUCCCGGUCUUCCUGAAACCGACCCGUGCAAGGAAGCCUCCCCGCACAGUGCCGCUCCCGCCUCCGCCUCCACCGCCGCUUCCCCAGCUUCUUAGGGAGGGCCUUGUCCGCAGCCUCUGCCCGCGUCCCGCCUGCCCCACCACCCCCCACCCCGGCCAUGCUGUCCUUCCAGUACCCCGACGUGUACCGCGAUGAGACCGCGGUACAAGAUUACCAUGGGUCUAAGAUCUGUGACCCCUAUGUUUGGCUUGAAGACCCAGAUAGUGAACAAACAAAGGCUUUUGUGGAGGCCCAAAAUAAGAUUACAGUGCCCUUUCUUGAGCAGUGCCCUGUUAGAGGAUUAUACAAAGAAAGAAUGACUGAAUUAUAUGACUAUCCUAAGUACAGCUGCCACUUCAAGAAAGGAAAAAGGUAUUUUCAUUUUUAUAAUUCAGGACUGCAGAACCAACGAGUAUUAUAUGUACAAGAUUCUUUAGUUGAUGAAGCCAAGGUAUUCCUUGAUCCAAACAAGCUUUCUGAUGAUGGCACUGUGGCUCUUCGAGGCUAUGCAUUCAGUGAAGAUGGUGAAUAUUUUGCCUAUGGCCUAAGUUCCAGUGGUUCUGACUGGGUAACUAUCAAAUUUAUGAAAGUUGAUGGAUCUAAGGAUCUUCCAGAUGUCCUAGAAAGAGUCAAGUUCAGCUGCAUGGCUUGGACCCAUGAUGGAAAGGGGAUGUUCUACAACUGCUACCCCAAACAGGAUGGAAAAAGUGAUGGCACUGAGACAUCCACAAAUCUUCACCAGAAGCUAUUCUACCAUGUUUUGGGGACUGAUCAAGCAGAAGAUAUUUUGUGUGCCGAAUUUCCUGAUGAGCCAAAGUGGAUGGGUGGAGCUGAGUUAUCUGAUGACGGUCGCUAUGUCCUAUUAUCAAUAAGACAAGGAUGUGAUCCAGUUAACAGACUCUGGUAUUGUGAUCUACAACAGGAAUCCAAUGGCAUAACAGGGAUUUUGAAUUGGGUAAAGCUGAUAGACAACUUUGAUGGAGAAUAUGAUUAUGUAACAAAUGAAGGGACAGUUUUCACCUUCAAGACAAAUCUUCAUUCUCCUAACUAUCGACUAAUUAAUAUCGACUUCAAGGAUCCAGAUGAAUCCAAGUGGAAAGUGCUUGUUCCAGAACAUGAAAAAGAUGUACUUGAAUGGGUAGCUUGUGUCAGGUCCAACUUUCUGGUGUUGUCCUACCUCCAUGAUGUAAAAAACAUCCUACAGCUGCAUGAUCUUGCCACCGGUUCCCUCCUCAAGACUUUUCCACUAGAGGUCGGCAGCAUCGUGGGAUAUAGUGGCCAAAAGAAAGACACUGAAAUCUUCUAUCAGUUUACUUCCUUCUUAUCUCCAGGUAUUAUUUAUCACUGUGAUCUUACCAGAGAGGAGUUAGAGCCCAGAAUUUUCCGAGAGGUGACUGUGAAAGGAAUUGAUGCUUCUGAUUACCAAACAGUCCAGGUGUUCUACCCCAGCAGAGAUGGCACGAAGAUCCCAAUGUUCAUUGUGCAUAAGAAAGGAAUUAAAUUAGAUGGCUCUCAUCCUGCUUUCUUGUAUGGCUAUGGGGGCUUCAAUAUAUCUAUAACACCAAGCUACAGUGUGUCCAGGCUUAUUUUUGUGAGGCACAUGGGUGGUGUGCUAGCAAUAGCUAACAUUAGAGGAGGGGGUGAAUAUGGAGAGACCUGGCACAAAGGUGGUAUCCUGGGCAAAAAGCAAAACUGUUUUGAUGACUUUCAAUGCGCUGCUGAAUAUCUUAUAAAGGAAGGUUACACUACACCAAGGAGAUUGACUAUUAAUGGAGGCUCAAAUGGAGGACUUUUAGUGGCUGCCUGUGCUAAUCAACGCCCUGAUCUCUUUGGUUGUGUCAUUGCCCAAGUUGGAGUAAUGGAUAUGCUCAAGUUCCAUAAGUAUACCAUUGGUCAUGCCUGGACCACUGACUAUGGCUGCUCUGACAAAAAAGAACACUUUGAAUGGCUUAGCAAGUACUCUCCAUUACAUAACAUCAGGUUACCUGAAGGGGAAGGAGUCCAGUAUCCAUCCAUGUUACUUCUUACUGCAGAUCACGAUGAUCGAGUGGUACCCCUUCACUCCUUGAAGUUCAUUGCAACCCUACAGUACAUUGUGGGCCGAAGCAGAAAGCAGACCAACCCUCUGCUUAUUCAUGUUGAUACCAAGGCAGGCCACGGAGCAGGAAAACCCACUGCUAAAGUUAUAGAAGAAGUCUCUGACAUGUUUGCAUUUAUCGCUCGGUGCUUAAAUGUCGAUUGGAUUGAAUAAAUGGAAUUCUCAGCUCCCGUUGUAUCCCCAACAUAAACCUCAAGGGCUUUUAACCACCAUUUACACAGAGAAAACCAGUGGGCGUAGUACCUGUACUUGAGAACACUGUUCCCACAACUAAGAACCACAGUCCGUUCUUCCAGUGACCCAAACUGCUGUGGGAAUUUUACCUUUUUUAGGCUUCUCCGUUUUAUCAUUCCCUGGGAGGGGCUUUUUCUGCCGUAUUCUGACAUAUGUUUAAAAAAAAAAAAGCAUGUUUGGACAAAUAGCUAAACUUCAGCAAAUGCUGUCAUGAAUACUUGGGUUUACAGAGUGUUGAAGUGAUAGUCAAGCUUCCUAUUAACUUCUUAAUGUUAUUUGCUCCCAUAACCAUAUCCAAGUCGCCUGUAAGUAAACAUAAGAGCUGUGAUAAUACAAAAACAGGAUUUCUUUACAACCAUAAUAAAUGUUAUUUAAGAAUGGGAGGCCUUAUUUCUGGUUCUUUACAAAUUACUGGUGGGAGGAGAUACAAAUUCUAAUCAGACUGGAUUAAAUUAGUUUUCUCUCAAAAUAUAAACUUUGCCCAGCUUUUGCAACAAAUUGAUUUUCAAAAUGUCCAGAGUCAUCUUAGAUUCUUUGGAUUAACAAUUUAUAAAUAAUUUGAUUCAAGUAAUCAUUUGAAUUUAAGCUGCUUUUUUUUUCAAUAUUGUGCUACCCACUGAUCUAUACCUACCUCUCUUAAGCUCUUUUAUUUAAAUGCCUCCUAUAAAAAUGGAUGGAAACUGGAAAAUGAUGUCUGCUUCCUAAAAUCCAGACUUUAAUUUCUUUCCCUAAGUUAACAAAUAUUUCUGAAAAUAUUAGGCUUUUCCAGCUCUAAAUGCUAAGAUUAGUGAUUCUUGUCUCAUGGGAGCCAAAUAUGCAUUCCUUAAACUUUCUAAGCAGGUCUUUCUUUUAAAAACUUCUAUCAGAAAGGCACUUUUUAGACUUAAAUUAGUUAUCUUACUGUUUCCUUUUCUCUCCUCAUCAGAGUUAAAGAAGGUAUGCCCUUUGUAUGAUUUUCCAUAUAUAAAAUUCCAUACGAGGACAUAACAGAUUUCUCUUCACCAAAAUAAGAUCAGUUAUUCCAAUUCCUUUCACCUGUCCAGGUAGGUCCUACUUUUCAACACUGCUAGUCUGCAGUCCUCUCUGGGCACACCUCAAACUGAAUGCAUAUUAUUUUCUACAAAGGACCAAUGCCGAGCAUUGCAGAAGGCUAGCAGCUUGGUUUGUUUCUACUCAGUGCAUUUGUAGGAUCAUGGUUUUUAAACCCUGAUUAUGCAGAACACUGCUGGCACGUAGUUAACUUGUGCUUCACUGUUGCCCUUCUGAAUCCAAGGUGUCUCUCUCCAUCUUUUCUGAAACUGACAUUGUUACCAUAUGGCCAUAGAAAUAGCAAUACUGCCCAACAACCAAUUUGCAUCACUUCUAAACAGCAUGCUAGGAAAAAGCCAAUAAAAUGCAUUUGCACAAUUGAGCCAAAAGGCCUUUUGAUCAACUGAUUUAUUUGACUGUGUACAGAUAUCUGAAUUGUACCUGUGUUUCUCCUGAGAGCCUAAAGGCUAGAGGAGAAAUGUGUAAUUACAUUAAAAAUGUCAAUAAAUGCAAAAUUGAUUUUUCAAAGUGAAAAGUAUUUGGAAGUUAUUAUGGACCCAGCCCCACUUGUUUUUCCCUUAAAAAAAAAAGGCAUUUGGACUAUGUUGUGAAUUGUAGGUUCAGUGGUAUCUUUAACUUGCCCCCCCACCCCAUUUUUUAAACUGUUGCAUUCCAGAAUGGCUGUACUUUUUGGAAAGGAAGUGAGGGCUUUAGUUGAUUUUAAAAUGUGCUUUUCUAAUUUGGUUUAGGGCACAAGUACUCUUUUUUUUUUUAAAUACUCAUUUUUGACACUUGAAAUAAAGUUAGUCACCUUAAAGUACAGUUGGAAUCUAGGGCUUAGUCAUUUUCCAGCUGACAGUUGCAGCCCAAGCCAGACCCCCUUUUCCUUUCUUGGCAAUCUAUAAUGAUAAUAAUGAACAGCAUUUAUAUAGUGCCUACUAUGUGCUAAGCACUUUACAAAUAUAUCUCAUUUGAUCAUCACGACAACCCUAGGAGUUAGGUGCUAUCUAUUAUUAUCUCCAUUUUAUAGUUGUGGUAACUGAGGCAGACAGAGGGUGUGACUUCUCCAGAGCCUCACAGUAUCUAAAGUUGGAUUUGAACUCAGAUCUUCCUGACUUUAGACACACUGCCACCUAGCUCCCUCUUCUGGGAUUUGCUAAACUAGAAACUUAGAAUCUCCUAUGCAACCCUGUUGAUUGGCUUCUCCUUACUUGUAACAUCAGAGGUAGGAAAUGAAUCAGACAGCAUUGAGACCUUCCACUGUCCUGUGAACCAUGAAUCCAGCCCAUCUUAAUUGGCUUAGUUAAUAGUAUACCAAGUCCUGGGAGAAGCCUCCCACAGAUUAUUGUGGAGAUAUUUUUCUCCACCAUAGCCUUACGAGUACAAUAUCCAAUGAAUGCAUGUCUUCCUAAUUUCAGGCCCAGUGCUCUCUCUGCUGCCCCACAUAGCUGCCUCCAUAGACCCCUUCUUAGGAGCCCAUAGCUCUUCAGAGUAACAGAGGAGUCCAUGACAAUGAAAAGUAAACCAUUGGUUUAGAACCAAGGACCCCAAAUUUCAAGAUUUAUCAAGUCAUUACUUUGCAUGUCAUUCAGAAACCAGCCAAUAGCCAAUAAAAAAUGGAAGAUAUUGGAUAUCCUUAAGGAAAAUAAAAGUAUAUAAAUCAACAUACUAAUUAUUAAUAUAGCUAAUAUAUAAUUAUCAUUCAUAAUAUAUGAAAUAAAAUAUAUAUAAAUGCUAUUUUCAGCCGUUGUUGCUACUAUUCUUAUCAUCAGGAAUCUUCCAUCACUGAGCAUGGGUGGAGGGUGGGUAAUGAUAACUAUUGUUGGCAGUACCUUAUUAAUGGUUUAUCUUAAUGUAUCUUUUUGGGUGGUUAUAAAUUAGAUUGUAAAACAUCAUUAAGUCUCCCUUAUCUGGCAUAUGCUUGAAUAAAUUGGUUAACAGGC
Molecule: messenger RNA, 5431 nt
Organism: Dromiciops gliroides (monito del monte)
Lineage: Eukaryota; Metazoa; Chordata; Mammalia; Microbiotheria; Microbiotheriidae
Gene: PREP
Product: prolyl endopeptidase
Exons: 15
Coding region: 246-2378 (710 amino acids)
Biological process (GO): proteolysis
Cellular component (GO): cytosol
Molecular function (GO): serine-type endopeptidase activity; oligopeptidase activity
Source: RefSeq, a predicted model, not a curated record